CACUGGAGCAUUUUAUGUCAUGCGGUGGCCAAGCUUCCUCGUUACCUUAACCCCCCCAACAAGGAACGUUUGCUGCAAAUUGUGCCUUCCCUGGCAAAAGGGCUUCAUCUGAGUCCAGGAUGCCGAAGGUGUCAAGAUUUCAUAGCAUGUGACGAGCUCUACUUGUUUUAUGUUCUUAAUAUUAAAGUCAUACAUGGUUGGGUGUGUGAUCCGAAUGACAAAGAGUUCUUCAGUGUUCUUGGCAAUUGCUCUCGUAGUACCCUGCUGAAAUCAAUUAGUCGGCCGGGAGGACUUGCGAAACUUGUAGAAGGCACCAGUAAUCCGUCAUCUUUGAGUAAAAAGAUUCAGAAGUUUGCUGAAUCAGGCCUAACAAAAUAUGGGUUGCGCAUCUUACACGAAGAAAUAGGCGAGCGUCAACUCGCAAUAAUUUGCAUCAAUGAUCAGUUUGACGUUAUCUAUAAGUGCUCUGGUGAUCUGUUUGUACUAGAAACAGAUGGGCACGUUCUGACAAAAUUUGGAGAAGCCCUGUGGAAAAGGUUGACGCUGAUGGAAGAAGAGAGCUUCUAUGUUACCAUGCAUUUUGAUCCAGUCAAGGGGCAAAAAAAUAUCCACAAGGCUACUGAGUGGUUGGAAAGGAAGCUGUCAGAACUGGAUGAGUGUGGUGACAAAGGGAAGAAAAAGAAGAAGACUCCAAUAAACAUCGUAAAGAAAGUGGAGGAAGAGAUAGAGGUUCCCAAGUCAGCAACAUCGGCAUCUGGGGGGAUAAAGCAAAAGGAAGAGGUACCUGAGCCAGAAACAUCUGGACACGAUCCUUCUAUUUCUCAUGCGUCCCCGCCUGAGAAAGAAGAUGAAGAAGCGAAGCCACCAACAAUUGCAGACCGUUUUCUUGUGUUUCUGUCAGAGUUUCAAGUUGGUGGCAGUGCUCCUCUUUAUGAAGGUGUCGUAGCAGGAAUGAAAUCUAUUAAUCUGUUCAUGUUGCAUGUCCCAUUUUCGUUUAUUCAACAGUAUGAUGGAGAACUUGCUAUAGAAAUCCAGGAUGGGUACCCCAGCAUGAAAAAUGAACUGCGACAAUCUGUCAUCUCCUACCUUGUGAAUCACGGUUUUGACAAGAAGGAUGCAACAGUGCAUGCACAACUUGAAAUAAUUGCUUUGCCAGAACCUAAAAGCAUCCAAAAGUUUAUCAGCUUUGUUGAAGAUAAUGAAAUGGUUCGUCCAUACGAACUGUACAACAAUACAUGGGACAAUGCAACAACACCAGCUGCAAGGAGUAUGGGACUAGGCUACAUAAAUCACAUGUUUGAUAAGUUUGACAUGGGUAAAUGUUGGGGCAAAGGGGACAAUGAAUGGGAUGUGAGAAACAUGGAAGUCAGGAGCAAUGGGAAAGAAUUUGUUAUCAACAAAGAAGCUGAUGAGGAAGCAACUCAAGAUCUUGUUGUGCACAACUUGCUAAAGUUAUUUCAAAUAAUACAUCCUCGCUUUCAAGGCAAGACUGUCAAUCGCCUCCCUGUGUUUUUUGACAGUUUGCAUGCUGAUAUUCUUUCAGCACCCGAUCCAAAGGGUGACCGCCAAACCUGGAAUAGGUAUGCAAAAAUGAUGAGAUCAGCUCUUGCACUGAAAGCGCCAUUAGUAAGGUCCGGACUGGUUACCAAUGUCUAUAGAGUGCUCUCUUUGCGACUCUUACUAGAGCCUUCAAACCUUUUUGCACUUACAAAGAAGCUUAGAGAUGAUUGGCGUUCGUCUGCUAGAACCCUUGAACCAUUCUUACAAGUAUACAGUUACAGAAACGAUGUGUCCGAUCAAUUCGCCCGUGAUAAAUGGGAAAACAGCCACUGGGAUGUUGUGAAAUAUUCUCGGCACUUUAUUGAGCAUGUUCUUCUUUACUUAAAGAGUAAGUCGUUGCUUCAUGACAUUGCUAUUGUGGAGAUGAUGAUCUCAAGAUGCCUUGAGAGACAUAUUGCGAGGUCAAUUCGAGCCAUUGUCAUGGAAUAUGGCGUAGAAGGAAUGUUGUCCACUGCAUGGGGUUGUUUUGAAGGUUCCGAAUGCAUGACCAUGCCUCUGCAAAUACUUUCCCAAGUUAGCAUUGACGCUGUCGCUAAAGAGGGUGAAAACGAGGAAGACGUGAUCUCUUCUGAAGAGCGACUUGUGAUUCAUGUUUGUGGAAGCAAGUCAGGUGGGCUUAUGGUGUACUCAGAACUUGGGAGGACAUACAACCCCUCAGAUGAUUUGGCUUCCGAGGAGUCGAAUGGUUUACCGGCUGCUCCAAUUGUCCGGAAUCUAUCUUUGGCUGGGCUCAAGGAUUUCCUGGAACAGAAAGGGUUCAAGGUUAAAUCAUCAAGCGAUGGUUUACAGCGAGAGGAGUACAUCUUGGUUGCUAAGAUUGUUAGGCCGGAAGAAAGGAGUAACAGGGAUGCGCCAGAGGUGCGUGUCGAAGGUGUGUUCUCUGAUGAGUACCAAGCCUUAUUCUUGAACGUUAGUAUGUGGCUGUCAUCUUCUGAUAACCAGAGAUCAGAAACGUAGUGGACUACAAACCGAGUUGUAUAAAUUCCUGCUAUAUCAAUCAUUUUGGCCCCUGUAGACUAAUGAAAUUCGGGCGAGCCACGCUGUGGGGGGGGGAAAAAUGCUGCUAUAUGUAGUGAAUGCUGACCGAUGGAUCGAUUGCCAUGUUUAGUUAGUCAGUCUCGGGUUGAUUUGGUAGGUAUUUGAAUUUGUAUUAUUGGUUGAGAAGCUCCUAAGCCUUGGUAGGUGUUUGAAUUCUGAAACACCACGUUGGUGUCCAGUCAGAGAGAGCCAAUCCAUUGUGUGCCGAUGAGUGAAUCAGAUUGAUCCCGCAUGAGAUGUUUCACCUGGAUUGAAUGAUUCUGAAUUGGAUGGUACAAUUUAAGUUGUUUGGUUGGCUGUCUA
Messenger RNA from Setaria italica (foxtail millet), 2901 nucleotides. RefSeq lists its product as uncharacterized. The record is from RefSeq and is a predicted model, not a curated record. The transcript has 18 exons. Lineage: Eukaryota; Viridiplantae; Streptophyta; Magnoliopsida; Poales; Poaceae. The coding region runs from base 547 to 2517 and encodes 656 amino acids.